CCGAAAUGCUUUCAAGAACUCCCAUGGUAGAUACAUCAGAGCCUGUCUGGCAUCGUUUUGUAAGAUUCAUCGCAGAAGAUGGUCUACAGUACUGCGGGCAACCAGAGAAUGAUGAUCUCGACGUCGGACUCGCCAUGUUGAACAAAGUGCCUGUCAUGGUGAAUGUUCUUGAUGUGGAGUCUUCGCUCGACGGUGACGCCAGUUUCACUGGAGAGAAAAGGCAGAUUUUGGAGUUGCUGUCACCCAUCAGUACAGAAGAAGCUGGCGCAAUCCAGUGUAUUGGUCUGAAUUACACUGACCACGCUGCGGAGAUGAAGGUCGCGACACCAGAUUACCCUGAAGUCUUCCUCAAACCAGCGACCACGAUUUCCACUGCAACAGCACCGAUUGUCAUUCCCAAAACGUGUCAAAACCAAGUCGACGGAGAAGUCGAGCUCGCCAUCGUCAUUGGAAAAGACUGCAAAGACCUCACACUCGACAACGCGAUGGAGAGUGUACUCGGAUAUACUGUCGCGAAUGAUGUGACAGCUCGCAAGUUCCAAGCAAGAGGCAGCCAAUGGGGAUUCAGCAAGGGCUUUGAUACCUUUUGUCCCCUUGGUCCAGUACUUGUCAGCAAACAGUCGUUACCUGAUCCGAGUGCGCUGGAGCUGAAGACAACGCUCAACGGCAAAUUGAUGCAGAACGGACUGGCCAAGAAUAUGAUUUUCAGUAUCGAGCAGAUCUUGGUAUACCUGUCGAGUGGACACACGUUGAAGAAAGGUACAGUCAUCUUGACCGGUACGCCGAGCGGCAUUGGUGCGAGUUAUGAUCCUCCGAUAUAUCUCCAGAGGGGUGCAGACUUGAAGGUUUCCAUCAGUCACGGCUUGGGAACAUUGGUGAAUCCUGUCAUGUAGGUGUUCAGCAGGACAGAACUCCAUUGCCUUCCAGAAUCCAGAGCUAGAUUUGGUACGGUGCCUUUGGACGACUCCAAUCG
Aureobasidium pullulans EXF-150 is the source of this 973-nucleotide messenger RNA. RefSeq lists its product as uncharacterized. Gene Ontology annotation, molecular function: acetylpyruvate hydrolase activity. The transcript has 5 exons. NCBI's taxonomy places the organism in Eukaryota, Fungi, Ascomycota, Dothideomycetes, Dothideales, Saccotheciaceae. The record is from RefSeq and is a predicted model, not a curated record. Bases 6 to 893 code for a protein of 295 amino acids.